AUAAUAAACUAAAAGAUAAAACCGAGUAUACUAAUUUGCUUGAUAGUUUGAAAAAGAUUGGUGGUGGAAAGCUAAGAGAACAUGUUUUUUUGAUCAUGAAAAGGUUAUUUUCGAAUCAGUUACAGUCCAAAUUUAAUCGAAAAGGAAAUGGGGAAAAGAUAAGCUUAGAAAAUCUGGUAAAUAUAUGGAGUGUUUUACGAGGUAUAGUUUUAAUAGUAUUUACGAAACUGAUAUCUGUAUUAAAAAGAUAUUCUUCGACUUUUUUGUGUCAUGCUCGAAUUUUUGUAUCCAUAAUACAAGUUCCUUUAGUUUUUUUACAAAACAAGUGCAACUUUUUUGGUUUGUUUCAUUUUCUCAAGUCUGGUCCGUGUCAACGUCACGGAAGUUUUUUAAUAAUUAAAGGAAGUAUCCAGAAGUUUCCAGAAAUAUGCAGAAACUUUCAGAAGUUUCCAGAAGAAGCAUCAGGAAGGAUCCAGAAGUAUCCAGAAACAUUCAGAAGCAUUCAGACGCAUCCAGAAGCUUCCAGAAGUAUUGAGAAAAAGCAUCUAGAAUUUUCCAGAACAGGUUCACACAGGUUCAUUUUACUAUAUAUAAGACAAAUAAUUCAGUCAGUAUAUGGAAGUCAAUCAGUCAGUAUUAUCAAGACAGUUUAUCGAAGUGAGUUUUAUCAAAGUGUUUUAUCGAAGAACAUCGAUACCAGAAGUGAUUUCAGUUCAGAAGUGAUUGGUUAUUUAUUUUUAUUAUUUUUAUGACUUCAAGUGCAAAAAUGGUUCCCGACAGUCUUGGAUUUUAACUAAGAGAGAAAAUUAUUUGCGAUUACUUAAGUGGAAUGUCACAAAAAAGUAUUUGUGAUAAAUAUCGCGUGAAAAAAUAGAUCGUAUCAAGACUAUGUUUCAAAUAUUGUUUCACAGGAAAGUUGGCAGCAGAUAACAAUGGUGGAAGACCUCGUUCCACCACUUCUAGAGAGAAUUCUAUGAUCGUCAGAUCUGUCAAGAAGGAUCCCUGGAUAUCAUCAGUUGAGAUACAAAAGCAAUUAGAGCUGCCUGUACGUCAAGCCGCCGGAAAACGCCUUUAUUUACGUUACUGCCAUAAGACCGUGAAGCAUGGUGGAGGCAAUGUAAUGGUCUGGGGGUGUUUUUCUUUUACGGUUUAGGUCCAAUACAUCGAAUCGAUGG
Molecule: messenger RNA, 1175 nt
Organism: Hydra vulgaris (swiftwater hydra)
Lineage: Eukaryota; Metazoa; Cnidaria; Hydrozoa; Anthoathecata; Hydridae
Source: RefSeq, a predicted model, not a curated record